AUGACUGUGGAGGAUUGCUCGACCGAGACGCAGCCCGGCGCGGUUGGGGACAGCGCCGCGACCUCAGCCAACUCGGAAGCCACUACGACUUCUCAUGCGCCUGCCCUCGACCCGUCAGCAAGCGACUUUGUCCCGUCGCAGUCACCGCCCUCGGACCCGCCCACACCAGAACCCUCCGAGAACCCCUACCUCGCCGCGUACUGGGCCGUCCUCUUCGCGCUCGAACAACUCGAGAGCGGUUUCGCCGUCGACGCCUACAUGACCCUCCUUCGCGCCUCGCCUUUCUCCUCUCAACCCGCUAAACCGACACAAGUCUCGAAGCUCGUCGCGCAUGUGGGCAAGAUUCGGUUUCAGCUUGGCACGGGCAGGUUCGAGCAGGCGAUAGACGAGCUGGAUAAGGGCGAGGAGCUGUGGAAUGCGCCGGAGGGGAGGAUGGGAGGACAGGUUCAGGGCGUGCCGUGGGAGGCAAAGGUGUUCAGGUUGAAGGCACUCGAGGGGCUCGAAGACUACGAGAGGCUGCUCGAGUACGCCGACGAGCUGAUCGACGACAACCCGGACGACUCGCCUGUCGCCUACUACUACAGAUCCCUCGCCCACUACCACCUCGGCGACCUCGACGAAGCGGAGAAGAGCGCGAACGAGGCGAGCGAGCAGGCUGGGAUUCGCAAGAUCGAGGGCCUUGACUCCCUUCUCGACCGCAUCUCGCGCAUCUCGACUCUCAAGAAAGCCGGCAACGACGCCUUCAACGCCUCGCGCUACGAUCAGGCGAUCGAGAAGUACACCGAGGCGCUCAGCGUCGAUAGGAACAACAACGCGAUCCGCGCUGUCUUGUACACGAACCGCGGAAUCGCUCAUUCGAAGAAAGCGAACAAGACCCAAGCGAUGUCCGACUACCGCUCCUCCAACUCCCUCUCCCCGCGCUACCUAAAACCCUACCGCCUGCUCGCCACCCUCUACCGCAAAUCCAACGAUCUCUACUCCGCUCUCGACUACCUUAACCGUGCUCUCCGCCAACCUGGAUUGGAGGGGGAGGAGAGGGAAGCGGUCGAGAGGGAGCGGGACGAGGUGGCGAGGGAGAAGAAGGCACAGGAGGCGAGGGAGAGGCAGGAGAGGGAGGAGAAGAGACGACGCGAGCAGCAGGAGAGGGAGGAGAGGAGGAGGCGGGACAAGGCGGCGAGGGAGACGAACCACUACACCGUUCUCGGCAUCGCGGUUGGGGCAACGCAAUCGCAGAUUCGCAUCGCAUAUCGGAAGAAGGCGCUCGAGACGCAUCCCGACAAGGGCGGCUGCGAGGAGAAGUUCAAGAGGGUUCAGGCGGCAUACGAAGCGUUGUGCGGGAAGAGCGGCGGUCGAGCCUAUGGUGGAAGAUCAGACGACGGAGGCCGCAACUCGUACUCACGCUCGUACAGCUCGCGCCACUACGAUGCGGACGACGUAGACUCGCCCGACGAGUACUACUCGGAUGAAGACGACGAAUACGACAGCGGAGACCUCUGA
Molecule: messenger RNA, 1497 nt
Organism: Rhodotorula toruloides NP11
Lineage: Eukaryota; Fungi; Basidiomycota; Microbotryomycetes; Sporidiobolales; Sporidiobolaceae
Product: TPR domain containing heat shock protein
Exons: 8
Coding region: 1-1497 (498 amino acids)
Molecular function (GO): protein binding
Source: RefSeq, a predicted model, not a curated record